Molecule: messenger RNA, 1296 nt
Organism: Punctularia strigosozonata HHB-11173 SS5
Lineage: Eukaryota; Fungi; Basidiomycota; Agaricomycetes; Corticiales; Punctulariaceae
Product: d-4,5 unsaturated-glucuronyl hydrolase-like protein
Exons: 10
Coding region: 1-1185 (394 amino acids)
Biological process (GO): polysaccharide catabolic process
Molecular function (GO): chondroitin hydrolase activity
Source: RefSeq, a predicted model, not a curated record
AUGCUGUCGCUCGCCCUAACUGCCCCCCCUGAACUUUUCUCUCCUCUCGUCUCGCAGAAGAUCCUCGCAAUAGCGCAGAACACCUCCUCACUCGCGUCUCGGGUCUAUCCCCAGUACACCACGCGAGAUACCGGGUCAUGGCUCUGGUUCGUGCCCGACACAUGGACGACCGGGUUCUUCCCCGCGACGCUGUAUGCUAUGCAGGAUCGCAGCACGCUUUGCCCGAAAUCGGUGGCGAACACUAAGGGGGCCGACUGGGUCGAUCUGGGGAGGGCAUGGAGUACGGCAGAGAUACCGCUGGAGAUCAACACCGGUGUGGGGCACGACGUCGGAUUCCUUAGUUUCCCGUUCGUGGACGAGUUGGCGGUGAAUCCCGACAACCAGACGGCAGUCACGGCGGUGAAUGCGUUUGCAAACCAUCUGGCUGGACGGUUCAACCCUAUAGUGGGUUGCACGCGCUCCUGGGAUACCGCCGACCCGACCGAUUUUCAGGUCAUCAUCGACAACAUGAUGAAUCUCGAGGUCUUCUUCAAUUCUGAAGCUCUAACUGGCAACCGCACCUAUCGCGAAAUGGCCAUCUCGCACGCGAACAAGACCAUGGAAAAUCACGUUCGCCCAGACGGCUCCACGUUCCACGUCGUCGAGUACAACUCGACCACAGGCGCCGUCAUCCGCCGACGCACGUCGCAAGGGUACGCGGACAAUAGCACGUGGUCGCGCGGCCAAUCUUGGGCUAUCUAUGGUUUUGCGAACAUAUACGCGAAUACCCAGAUUCCGGACUACCUGGAGACCGCGCGCCGCACCGCGUCCUACUUUGUGGACAACUUACCCGCAGAUGGUGUUGUCCCCUGGGAUUUCAAUGCCCCUCUUGGGCCGCCUCGUCCAGCUGACAGCAGUGCCGCGAUGAUCGCUUCGUCCGGCCUGCUCCUACUUGCUCAACAAGAACUCGCUCUCAAACCCGCCAAUCAUAGCGGUGCGACUCAUUGGAUCAAUGCGGCCCUCAACAUCAUAUCGGCGAACACGAAACUUGCUUGGCGCCCAGAAUGGGAGAGCCUAUUGUUGAACGGGACGGUCAAUAACCCUACUAAUCCUCCGAACAACCUGACGGGGAUCGUGUAUGGGGACUAUUAUUUUGUGAAAACCGGGAACACGCUUGUGGAGAUGGGACUGGCGAAAUGUGACUAGAUGAAUCCGUGUCUGCGUCCCUUAGCAGGGAGCUCUAUGGUAGAAGUCGGAUGACCUUGUGUAUGUCGAAUGAGGUGGCGUGAUCCCCUGAGAAUAUAAACCUUUACGACC